Neocloeon triangulifer is the source of this 3444-nucleotide messenger RNA. RefSeq names its product BRCA1-associated protein-like. Gene Ontology annotation, cellular component: cytoplasm. Lineage: Eukaryota; Metazoa; Arthropoda; Insecta; Ephemeroptera; Baetidae. Gene Ontology annotation, molecular function: zinc ion binding; ubiquitin protein ligase activity. Gene Ontology annotation, biological process: protein ubiquitination; Ras protein signal transduction. The record is from RefSeq and is a predicted model, not a curated record.
AUGCUCGAGCCUAUAUUCAACAGGAGACAGUUUGUCGAUUUUGCUGAAACGGUGGCGUCUUCGAGCAAGACUGGUGGUUCGGAACCAGUGGCCUUUGUUUCUGGAAACCCAUUUGUGGAAGUUACCAAAGGAAUACUACAUCUUUACAAAGAAAACGAACUGACCUCCAUGGAAGACGAGGCUCAAAGAUCAGAACAAGUGUGUUUAUUGGCUGUGCCCUCGUCCGUCAGCUGCCAAGAUUUGUUAGCUUUCACUGCAGCAUGCCACGAGGACAUGAAACACUUAUUGAGAAUCAUUCGACCCGAAGAUUCCUCAGCUUCGCUCAACCACUACAUGGCAGUGAUCGAAUUUCAAUCUCAGGUGGCUGCUGACGAGUUAUAUCGGACCUUCCAUGGAAUUCCUUACAGUUCACUAUCUGACAACGAGCUUUGCAAUGUUCUAUUUGUCUCUGGGGUGGAGGUUGUCCGGGAAGGGGAUUGCGUGGACCCACCUCCAGGCCACACAGAACUGCCCACUUGUCCAGUGUGUUUAGAAAGGAUGGACGAGUCUGUUGAUGGGAUUUUGACCAUUCUUUGCAACCACUCAUUCCAUUCCAACUGUCUUGCCAAAUGGGUGUAUGCGACGUGUCCUGUCUGCCGCUAUGUGCAGACUCCGGAGGCUGUGGACAACAAGUGUUUUGAAUGCCAGUCGGCUGAUUCGUUUUGGAUUUGUCUGAUUCGUGGGCAUGUAGGCUGUGGAAGAUACGUACAAGGGCAUGCUUCUCAGCACUUUUUGGAGACGCAGCACUGCUACUCAAUGCAAUUAGGAAGCAAUUGAGUGUGGGACUACGUCGGAGACAAUUUUGUCCACCGACUUCUCCAAAAUAAAGAUGAUGGAAAAAUGGUCGCUGUUGGCGCAGACCAAGAGGGGCGUUCUCCUGAUAACCGGGGGCUGGAGAGGAAAAGGUUGACUCUUUGCAGUUGGAGGUCACUUAUAUCUUUUUACAAGUCAGCUGCAGUCUCAGCGGGUCCACUUUGAGGACAGAAUGAUCAGACUACAGCAAGAAGUUCACAACGAGAGACGAGAGGAGCUUCGGGAGAGAGUUGAUAAGUUGUCGGAGGAGAACCAGCGUUUGAAGAAGCAAGUUGACUCACUCAAGAAAGAUUAACAAACUCAAGAGAAAAAGAUCCAAGCAUUGAAUGCAAAACUGUCUACUACAAAAAGUGAGCUGCAACAGGAAGUUAGCAUGAGCCACGGAAUGCAGCAAAAUCAGAGCGCUUGGCAAGAGAAGUUCAGUGCCCUGGAGUCCUAAUUCAACGAUUAUCAGAACAAUAAGGAGAAUUUUGUGGUAGAAUUUCACGAUCGAGGGUUGAUUCAUGGAACUGACUGAUUUAAAGGAGCAAUUACGAGAUGUCAUGUUUUUCUUGGAGGGAGCAAAACCAGAUUUCCCAGUCCGAACUGAAGGACGAAAUCUCUGGAGGGCAAAUCGUUGUGCCAGACCCACAGUCUGAUGCAAGCGCUUCUGGGUCUAAAAGUCGCAGAAAGAAGCACCGUUAGUAAUGACAUUUCCAAGGGUCUUUAAACUUCAAAUAGCGUAUGUACUGUACUCCCAAUGAAUGCUGCUUUGCAGUGAUGGAUCGAGCAAUUUCUUGUUUCCUCAAAAUUAUCUGUCAGUGUUGUUGUUUGAGAAGAGAUUUAACUCUUGAAGUGCGUUAAGUAAUACUAACUAACCAUUUGCAAGACUGGAAUCCGAGACUACUUUUUAAGCUAUUCUAAAAUUAAGAAUAUCUCGUUUUACAAAUUUUUAGGGCAAAGUCUGCACCCUCGCAUCAUUUCUGAAGGAUUUGAGAUUUGACCUGACCUGCCAGAAGGCCAUCAACAGCAUCAAAAUUACCAUGGAAUGCCUCGCAGGAGUCUCAAGAACCGCCCUCUCAGAAUUGAACUCCACUCGUCAGGCAGGUCCAUUUAGCAAAUUUGCAUCGAUGGAGUUUUGAGCAUCUACAAGAAAGACUUGACUUCCUCCCGGUUGAAAUCAUGGAGAUGCAGCACAAAAACAAAUUGAGCACAAAAUUGGUCAAGCUAAUUGUUAUGAACCACUUGCAUGGCACCCGGACAUGCCCAAGCGAGUCACCGAUGCAUUUAUUUUCACUUGCAAUGUGUCUAUGGAGGUGCGAGAUGACCAUGAACGCUUGUUGGCAGCCAAAACCCAAAACAGCUUUGGCCAGACAAAACGAGAGGUUCUCCGUGCUGCAGGCUCAGGUGGAAGUGAGAGUGGCUGAUAAGAAACGACAUGAAGACCAGAUUGGAGGCAACUCUGCGCCAUGAUCAGGAGAGAGCCAUCGAGCAUGACAGAAUUGAAAACCUCUUAUCCAAUGCCAAAGCUAAGGUAUUGAGAUAUUAAUUAAAUAAUUAAAACAACAUUUUUGUUGGAAAAUAAGAGUUGUAUUUUUGUAAUUUGUCGGGAGAAGACAAGUUUACAUUUGUCCAGGAGUGCAAGAAUCCUCAGAAAAUGACCAAUCUUAUGAUGGGCUUGAGCAAGCACUUGCUUGUGCAGACGAAGGACGCCGUCUUGGAACAACAGUUUGCAUUGUGCGCUCUCAUCCACUCUUACUUUCCUGCACUUGUUCGGUACAACACACUUGUGCCCACUGAAAGAGGAAAAACUUCUCAGUCGCGUUUUCAGCGGCUGAGAGUUACGGCAUUUGUACGACUUUGAGUAUUGUGGAGAUGACCCACAUGGAGCGACCAGAUUGGCAGCAAGUUAUGGAAUACAUAUAUGACGGAAGUCUAUAAACACUUUGAAACUUAAGUUUAACUCUUAUCUCUCUACUCGUACUGUAUGUCCACUACUUUUAAGUAUUAAAUAUUUGCAAGAAACUUCAUCUUAUUUAUGUGGAAAAAAAUCACGUACCUUUUAUGUUAGUCCUUAGUAAAAUAUUGUCGCAAGCCAGGGUGGAAAGUUCUCUUGAAAUGAACCGUCAAAUUCGUCCAAGUGUAGAUCUCGUCCAAGGUACUGGCAUUAACUUCAUAUGGAACUAAAGACUGCUUUUUUUAUAUCGUAAGCUUUAGAGUUGUUAGAUAAUCAUUAAAUAAUAUUAUAGACGUCGUGUGAUUUUAUUGUAUUUUAAUUAACCUGUGCUUUUCAGAAGUUUUGCUAAAUUAUAAAAUCAAAUUAUAAGUUGAAAAAUUGAAACUGGACAAACCUCAUUGCAAAAAAAUUAUAAAUGACAACUGACCUGGUACCAACAGACCGCAUAUAUAGGUCGCCUUUUGGGGUCAAAUGUCUUUUAUUUUUGCAUUGAGAUUUCAAUUUUUCAUGAAAUCUACGGGUUACCAUUCAAAUUAAAAGUUAUUUCAACAAAAUCAUAUCAUGUUACUUGUAUAGCUGCCAAGCAAAUUAACGAGCACCUGCCGAUGAGCUUUCGAGCUCAGCUGGACUUAAAUCGUAUAAAAAAUAAAUAUCUU